AUGCCACAACCUUCAAUUAUACCUCGUAAAAUCCUUUUCGGUAACCCUUCAAGAGCAUCGCCAACAAUUUCUCCUGAUGGAAAAUAUUUAGCAUUUAUUGCACCCAAAGAUGGUAUACUAAACAUUUACGUUUGUGACAAUCCUAGGGAUAUUUCAUCCGCGAGAGCAAUUACCAAUGAUAAACAUCGUGGUAUCAGAACAUACAUGUGGAGUUUUAGUAAUCGAAUUAUUUAUAAACAAGAUAAGGAUGGUGAUGAAGAUUUUAAAUUAUAUUCUGUUGACGUAAAUUCUGGCGAAGAAAUUUUAUUGACACCGUUCGAUAAAACAACUAGUACACCUGAGAGAUUUUCUUCAGAUUUUCCUGACGAAAUUGUUAUUUCAAUUAAUCACCCUGAUCCAACGGCCUUCUCUUUAUAUCGUAGUAAUUUAAAAACUGGUGAAAUUAAUUUAAUUGAAGAGAAUACUCAAGGAUUUAUAGGUUAUUUUGUUAAUGAUGAUUUAGAAGUUCGUUUUGCCACUAAACAAACCGAUGAAGCGGGAAAUGAUGUUUAUAGAAAAAUUAAUGAUGAAUGGGAAUUAAUGAUUUCAUAUGAUCUUGAUGAUACAAUUUCUUCCGAGAUAAAAUCAUUGGUAAAGGAUGAUAAGGAUGAAUUAGUUUAUUUGACCGAUUCACGUGAUAGAGAAUUUAAUGCUUUGUAUAAAAUUAAUUUAAACGAUCCUAAAAAAAAACUUCAUUUAGUAGUAGAUCCAAAAAAUCAAAAGUCUGAUAUCGGAGAAACCUUACUAGAUCCUCGUACGAAUGUUCCAUUAGCUUACUCUUUAAAUUAUUUACGUAAAUCAUGGCACCCCAUCUGUUCUGAAGUGUCAAAGGAUUUAGAUUUCCUGAAAAGUGUUGAUGAAGGUGACAUCUCAUUCCUUUCUCAAACUUUAGACAAUACUAUUUGGAUCGUUUGUUUUGAGAAUGACACUCGAUCUGCAAUGUAUUAUUUAUAUGAAAGAUCCGAAAGGAGUGUUCAUUUAUUAUUUAAUCAAAGACCGGAAUUAGAUGAUUAUGAAUUAGUCAAAUUACACCCUGUUGUUAUCAAAUCUAGAGAUAACCUAGAUUUAGUUAGCUAUCUAACCGUUCCGCUGAAGAAACAUGAUCCUUAUACUAAAUAUAAGCCUACUCACCCUUUACCUAUGAUACUUGCGGUUCAUGGUGGACCUUGGAUUAGAGAUUAUUUUACUCCUUUAAAAGGAGAUCAUCAAUUCUUCGCUAAUCGUGGUUACGCUGUUUUAAGUGUAAAUUAUAGGAGUUCAACUGGCCUUGGUAAAACUUUGCUCCGUUCUGGUAACGGUGAAUGGGGCGGAAAAGCUCACGAUGAUUUAAUUGAUGCGAUCAACUGGGCGAUUAAAGAAAAGAUUGCAUUGAAAGAUAAAAUUGCUAUUUAUGGUGGUAGCUAUGGAGGUUAUGCUGUUUUGGCGGGAUUGACCUUUACGCCAGGUGUAUUCGCUGCUGGUGUUGAUAUUGUUGGUCCUUCGAACCUUGUGACACUUCUAAAAUCGAUUCCGCCGUAUUGGAAAGCAAUGUUAAACGAAUUAAAGAAACGUGUUGGUGGUGAUCCCGAAACCGAAGAAGGUGUUAAAUUUUUGUCAAGUCGUAGUCCGUUAAAUUUUGCAGAUAAAAUUUGCAAACCAUUAUUGAUUGCUCAAGGACAACAUGAUCCUCGGGUUAAACGUGCAGAAUCUGAUCAAAUUGUUUCAUCAUUAGUAUCAAAAUCAAUCCCAGUUGAUUAUGUAGUAUUUAAUGAUGAAGGUCAUGGAUUUGCUAGACCAGAAAAUAGAAUAUCAUUUUUUGCCAUGACAGAAAAAUUUUUAUCUGUUCAUUUAGGUGGUAGAUAUGAAGAGGUGAUCCAGGUUAGAAAGAGUGAACUUUAUAAUGAUGGUGAUGAUAAAGAAAAUUCACUGAUACGAUCAUCUGUGUGUAUCAUAGGUUCAUUCUGUUCAAGAUCAAUUAAAAAGUUUUCGAGCAUGAUAAUACCCGAGGAAUUGAAUUCCAAAGAAUCGAUCAAUAAGAAAUCAAGGAAUAGACAAAAGAAAGAAGAAACCCAACGAUCAAGAUUAAAUUCGAUAACGGAACUAUUCAACAACUUUUAUAUUCAACAAUAUGGUAAAGAACGUUGGCCAAACUUAUUAAGUUCAUUGAAGGGUCCUUCAAAAUCUUGCGCAAUGAUAAAUAAAUUCGCUUCAAAUACGAGCAUACUCGAGUUCAUUCAUGAAUCAAAGUCAAGUAACAAUUCGGAUAUGAUGAAGGUUGAUUAUUUAGGUGUGGACUGUUACAUUAGUGAUUCAAAAUUUCCUAAACCAAAAAAAGACGAGCAUAACAUAUUCAACGUGUAUCACCUCGAUUUGGCCUCCAUAAUGGUUACCAAGGCUUUGGACGUUCAACCUGGUGAUAUGGUACUAGACUUGUGUGCUGCGCCUGGUGGGAAAUCCUUGGCCAUUUUACAACGUCUCCUGAAUAAUGUUGAUCAAAGGGGAGGUGCAAGUGAAGGAAGUUCGACUCGAGAAAGUGGAGGGAUGUUGAUCGCUAAUGAAAUCAACAAUAAGAGAUUUCAUAGACUAUUGCAAGUAAUUAAAUCUUACAUCCCUUUUAAAUAUCAUCAAGAUCAAAUCAAAUUGGUAAAGAAUUCUCCUAUCCGGAAUUUUAGCUAUGAUAAAAUCUUAGUAGACGUUCCAUGCUCUUCAGAACGUCAUUUAAUCACCGAUCAAAAUGAAUUGUCAAGGUGGAAAGAAUCCAGGUCCAAAAAUUUUUCAAUAAAACAAUAUAAUAUAUUAUUAGAUGCUGUUAAGGCCCUUAGAAUUAAUGGUAUUUUGGUGUAUUCAACUUGUUCUAUUAGUAAUUUGGAGAAUGAUCUCGUGAUUAAAAAAAUUUUGGAAAAUAGCUGGGUGGAAUUACAAGCGGUUAAAAGAAACGAUGGAUGGGAAUUCGGUGAAGAAACUGAAUUUGGAUGGAUUGUUUUGCCGGAUAAAUGUGAUGGUUAUGGCCCAAUGUAUUUUACAAUUUUGAAAAGGGUCGAGAAGGAAAAUAAAUUUUGA
This is a messenger RNA of Funneliformis caledonium, 3078 nucleotides long. Lineage: Eukaryota; Fungi; Glomeromycota; Glomeromycetes; Glomerales; Glomeraceae. The record is from the annotation of a GenBank genome assembly.